UUUUUACGUAUAUAUCAUUAAAUACUAUUCAAGCAUAUUUUUGUUAAAAUACUGAGACAAACUCUUUUCAGCAGCACUAUCGAAUUAUCAUAAGCAACUGUAUUACAAGCAUAGGAAUAAACAUUUCUAAUUACACUGUCCUGUAUGGAUCUGUUAUUUGGAAAAAAAAGAGUAGUUUUCCAUAAUUUUUUAUGCGCUCAAUCCCAAACAUUGAUCUUUUAGAUACGAACAAUACGUAUUAUAAGAAAAAUAUGCCAGAAAAUAGCAAUUUCUGCUGCACUAACAAAAAUUUUUUUGUAAUUUUGUUUAUAAAAUUUUAAAAUAAUUUUUUCUUUUAAAAGGGGUUUUAUUUUGCUUCCGAUCUUUUUAAGCCAGUUUAUGGUUAAAACUACUAUUACUAUUUCCUUUAAUAUAUACUUUUCAGACAGAUUUUUGGUUUUAUUAUCUCAUGCUUUUCUUAUACAAAAGAUUUUCAGACUAUAUAUGUCGUAAGCUUACUAAGGUAGAUCAUUCGGUCGUAUAAAUAAUGUUAAUUCUAUUCUAAUUUAUUUCAAAGAGAAAAGUUAGUUAUUUUUUAAGAUAGUAUAAUGGUUAUUCAAGAAAAGAACCAUUUUUCUUCGGAAUAGCAUUAUAAACAUGAUGAUGGCCAAAUUCUUCAAAUGCAAAGCAUUUUUUUCUUCGAUUUUGUGUAUGUCAAAAUCUUCAUGUUACGUAUUUUUGGAGACCAAAUUUGAUUUUAGCGCACAAACAAAAUUCAACAGAAUUCUACAAAAUUCAACAAAAUUCUACAGAAAAUUCUUUCGGGAUCAGAAAAAAAUGUCUACCACGAAUUCGAAUUUACCGCGUUACACAGAUCCACGCGUUCUCUCGGCUAUCCUCAUUGUUAACGCGUUCGCGCAGGUUCCGCGCGUUGCCGAGCACCGCGUGUAAAAUGGUGGUUACCGCGGAGGUAGCGAAACCUGUACUGCGCAGUGACGUCACGUCGUCGUCGCGUUGUGCGGUUAUGCUCCUAUGAACUUCCGCCAUUAAGAGUGCUGUGUACGCCGAGAGUUUUAUGGCACAGUGGUUGACUGGAAAUAUGUGACGGAAGAUCGGUGGUGGACGAUUCCAGGAUCCCGUGUUUGCCGUAUAGCGACCGAUUUCUUCGUUACCGGCGUGGUGCGCGCGCGCGUAUCCUUCUGCUCGUAAGCGUACGCUCGCCGUUAAGUCCCACACCGGGAAUAAACUUGAGUGCGAACACUCCGCUUGUGUGUUGUUCCCCGUGUUGUGCGAGAUGGCCGGUAAGUAGUGGCUCCAAGCAAUCGUGGCUGUUUGUAAACGUACAUGCUCGUGCCGCCGAUGCGCGACGACGGCGACGGUGCGUCGUCGCUUUUGCUGGGCAGCUCGCGCCUCCUCGCUUCUCGCCGUGCAGUGAGGCGAACCUUCGGCCAAGUCAAAGCCGCGAGUACAUCUUCAACGCUCUCGUGCACCGGGUGUGUUCGCUUGCUUAAUCUUCGCGUCUUCGAAUAAUAAACGCAUUCUUCGCGUGUCCCGCACUCCGGAUUCUGCCCGAGUGCGAGGGGGGCGGGGGCAGAUACGUCUAUGUGCUUGUCGUCGGCGACGACAGCGGCGGCGACGGCGGCGGCGGUGGCGGCGGCGGCGGCGGCGGCGGCGGCGGCCUAGAAACACGAUGGAUCACGCCGAAACUUCAAGCAAUGGGGACAUACAGUGGUGUUUCUCACAAGUGAAGGGGACCUUAGAAGACGACGUCACAGAAGCUGAUAUAAUCUCAUGCGUUGAAUUUAACCAUGAUGGCGAUCUUCUUGCAACAGGAGACAAGGGUGGGCGUGUUGUCAUUUUUCAGAGAGAUCCUAUUAGUAAAAACAGUAUACCGCGAAGAGGCGAGUACAACGUAUAUAGCACCUUCCAGAGCCAUGAACCUGAGUUCGAUUACCUAAAAUCAUUAGAGAUAGAAGAAAAAAUUAAUAAAAUUAGGUGGCUAAAAAGAAAGAAUCCUGCCCACUUUUUACUUUCCACCAACGAUAAAACUAUCAAGCUGUGGAAAGUUAGUGAGAGAGAUAAAAGAGUGGAAGGGUAUAAUACGAAAGAAGAGAAUGGCACGAUUCGUGAUCCUGCUUGCAUUACUGCCUUGAGGGUGCCAACCAUAAAACCAAUGGAGUUGAUGGUAGAGGCGUCACCAAGGAGAAUAUUUGCUAAUGCGCACACCUAUCAUAUAAACAGUAUAAGUGUCAAUAGUGAUCAAGAGACAUACCUCAGUGCUGAUGAUCUUAGAAUUAAUCUAUGGCAUCUCGAAAUUACUGACCAGAGUUUUAAUAUAGUGGACAUUAAACCAACUAACAUGGAAGAAUUAACAGAAGUCAUAACCGCGGCAGAAUUUCAUCCUGCGGAAUGCAAUGUGUUGGUGUACAGUAGCAGCAAGGGAACCAUCAGACUUUGCGAUAUGAGAUCUGCUGCUCUUUGCGAUCAACAUAGCAAACUCUUCGAAGAACCUGAGGAUCCAACUAAUAGGAGUUUUUUCUCGGAGAUUAUUUCCAGUAUAAGUGAUGUGAAGCUAAGUAAUUCUGGGAGAUACAUGAUUAGUAGAGACUACCUCAGUGUGAAAGUAUGGGACUUGCAAAUGGAGACAAAACCAAUCGAAUGUUAUCCUGUACACGAAUACUUAAGAUCAAAAUUAUGUUCGUUGUAUGAAAAUGACUGCAUCUUUGACAAGUUUGAAUGUUGUUGGAGUGGUACUGAUUCUGCCAUCAUGACGGGGUCGUAUAACAAUUUCUUCAGAGUAUUUGAUCGUACAACCAAACGCGAUCUUACAUUGGAGGCGGCACGUGACAUUGCCAAACCAAAAACGCUCUUGAAACCAAGAAAGGUAUGCACCGGUGGUAAACGUAAGAAAGAUGAGAUUAGUGUCGACUGUCUGGACUUCAAUAAGAAAAUACUUCAUACCGCAUGGCAUCCAUCUGAAAAUGUGGUGGCUGUCGCUGCUACGAACAAUCUCUUCCUAUUCCAAGACAAACUCUAGCAUAUCUGUAUGCAAAUUAUACAACGGUAUAUAUUGACGUGAGCUAGGCACGUUGAACUGAAAGUUCCCAAUGGAACCACGGGUGUUCGAAUAAUACUGACGAUAGUCGACUGCUGAGCAAUCUGUCAGCGAUCGAUUGACCGAGGAGUGGUGUAUGUAGCGCCGUCCACGCAGCUCACACAUUCAUAUGUGAUAUAUAUAUAUAUAUAUUAUAUAUAUAUAUAUAUAUAUAUAUAUAUAUAUAUAUAUAUAUCACACACACACACACGCGCGCGCGUGCGCGCAAAAGCAGCAACACACGAACACACACACGUACAGAAUUGCACUUUACAAUACUUUGUCGCGCGUAUAUGUGUAUGAAAAGAGAUAUGCAAGUACACGCAUAACUUGAAAUGCAAAACUCAUGCAUAAUUCUAACCUAUCAAGUUUGCUAACUCAAAUAUAUUUGCAAACGAAAAAAAAGGAAAUAGACUAUUCGGAAAAGGAAAUAGACUAUUCGGCAGAAUAUAUGAUUCUCAAGCAAUUUACAGACUCGUGUUGGCAGUUAAUAUACAUAUAAUUUAUAAUUACUAAUGAUCAGUAAUUUCUUGCCUGUAUCAUAGAAAUUGUGCCAUCGUAUAGCGCAGUUUACACAUGAUUUCACUAUCUCAGGUGCUUUGGUCAUAGCAUUGAGAUGGACGGCACUGUGAGCAAAGAGGGACAGAGAGAAGACAGAGAGUGAGAGUAUCAACUACCUACAAGCCGUUUGUUGCGGUUUACAUACAAUUAAUACGAAUACAUGGUACAAACACUAAGUUUUUCUUAAUUAAUAUGCCUAAUUAACACGAAAAAAGAACAGAAGGUCAGUCGUGCCAACGAGUUUAAACUGUAAUUAUUGUAAUAUUGUAAUUUUACUUGUCAUACAGCACUUUCCAAUGAACUGUAAACGAAGAAAUACGCAAUAGUUUGCUAAAGAAAGUUUUUCUCCUAGAAAUCACUUUGCAAAUAAUAAUCAAUCGGUGCAUUGAUCUGACCUUAAAAUAAGUACAGAAUAAGUGAAAGAAAAAAAAAACAUUUACGAAUAGUUUCGAUCGUAGAAUCGAAAUAAUGACAGUUACCAUUAUGAGGAAAGCCGACUUUCGAUAAAAUAGCCUAUAAAAUAGCCUCUAAAUCAUCAAUCUACCAUUCACCUAUUUUUUGUCAUGCAUAUUAAGUGUAGGCCUAUUUUCUUGUUAAUUUAUUAUUCUUUUAAACGAAUUGUUUGUCGCAAUCGCAGAAUAGUCGCCAAUACGAGUCAAAUGCUAAUGUGGAAAGUAACAUAUCUUUCCUUUCAUUAUAUAUAUACGGAAAGACUAAAUGUCACGCAACACUGAAUAUAUUGAGCAAUAAGUGACGCCGAUUUCAAACAAAAUGUAAAUCAAUCGUCAUUUUCUAAAAAAGAUUAUUCGAGAAAGAGAGAGAGAAAGAGAGAAAUAGAAAUUCGAAUAAAUGGAAUACAGAUUUUCUAAUCUUUCUUAUCAAUAAUUUAACGACACUCUUGUACUCCUACAGAUAUAAGCCGCAAUUUCGUACAUGAAUAUAAUACUAAACCUAAAAGUGCAUUUGACGAUGGUAAGCUGGGCUUGCAGAGUUUGUAUAAAGCAUUUGCUGAAUAAUAUACACCAGCAUAAUGUAACUUUGAUAAAUAUCCAAAUAUCGUUAAAGUAUUCAUGUUAAAAACUCACACGUUGAAUCUUUUAAUCGUUUAUUUCUUCCGAGUACAUCAGUUGAUUAUGUUGUGAUAGCUUUUUAUUGUGUUCUAAAAUUAUUAAGGACCAAUAAAUGCAUAAAUAAAUGUGGAUUUGUAUGUACGCGCGCGCGCGCGCGUGUGUGUGUGUGUGUGGCGCGUGCGUGCGCGUGUGUGUGUGCGCGCGCGCACGCGUAUGUAAACAUUCAGCAAAGUAAUAUACAAUAGACAUGACUGCAAAAAGCUUGAUUGCAAAAACAAUAAAAAUAUAAGAAAAACUGAUAUACAUAAACCAUUUUGCAUACUAAUUUUCGAUGCCAAUCGAUAAUAAUUAAUAUGUUUUAGAAGUCUUUGCUACGCGUUAAAAUGUGCUUCCUAAUCGAUAUUAUAAUUUCACAAUAUAAGAAAGAAAUGUUUUUGUUGGGAUAAAUAUAUCACGUAUGAUCAAAGACAUUUCUUAUGUCGCGUGUGAGUUUUAAAUAUGAAUUGUGAUAAAAAGUGUAAAGCUAUUUCUAAAGUAAAUUAGUGUGAGAAGACAGCUUCGUGAUAACACGUAAGAAUAAAGUUACAAAUUUAUAGAGACAAAAUUGAAAUACAAUGAAAAAGUAUAUACAUACAUACGAAAUGUAAUUUUCUAUGAUUAAAAAUAAUGCAAAAGCUUCUCUUCAUUAACUCUUUCGGUGAUCACCAAUAUAUAGGAAUAAAUAAAAUUUAAGACUAUAAUGAGUUUGAUAUUGAAAUAAUUCUCAACUAUUCGACAAAUAAUUUCCUCUUAAUUUUUUAUAUAGGCGCAAGUAGGUAGUUUUUUUAAAAAGGGAUACGUGAUCUCGAUGAUCGAAUUAUAUCUUAAUAAAGUUGAUCUGAUUAAACAUCAUGGAACAUGAUUUAAAUUGUUAACAAUUCGUUUAGAAAUCUGUUCUAUCUAAUUAGUAAUUACAUAGAGAAAUAUUAAAUUUACAGAAAUCCAUUUUUUUAAAUUGUAUAUUUCAGGAUCACUUGACGAUUAUUUUAACGAUUUUAUACAUAGGUGCUGUUAAGUUAUAAAUCUGAGAUACUUGGUAUAUCCUGUGCGCUGAUUUCGAGAACCAAUAAAUUGCGUAUUAUUAUGUUUCUGGUAA
Linepithema humile (Argentine ant) is the source of this 5839-nucleotide messenger RNA. RefSeq names its product protein phosphatase 2 regulatory subunit tws (gene tws). NCBI's taxonomy places the organism in Eukaryota, Metazoa, Arthropoda, Insecta, Hymenoptera, Formicidae. Gene Ontology annotation, molecular function: protein binding; protein phosphatase regulator activity. The record is from RefSeq and is a predicted model, not a curated record. Gene Ontology annotation, cellular component: protein phosphatase type 2A complex; cytosol.